Messenger RNA from Heteronotia binoei (common prickly gecko), 712 nucleotides. It is a transcript of the gene SPATA46, whose product is annotated as spermatogenesis associated 46. The record is from RefSeq and is a predicted model, not a curated record. The transcript is spliced from 2 exons. Lineage: Eukaryota; Metazoa; Chordata; Lepidosauria; Squamata; Gekkonidae. Bases 56 to 712 code for a protein of 218 amino acids. Gene Ontology annotation, cellular component: nuclear membrane. Gene Ontology annotation, biological process: fertilization.
AACUUGCACGCAGCUGAGGUUUCCAUCCUUUCAGUUAAUCCGUUUGGAGAGGCAAAUGGAAAAUUUCUCUCUUUUAACCAUUUCUGGGCCACGUCUCCCCAGCUUUGCCUUGAAAAGCUUGCCUGAUUUAACAUGCCCUGUAGUACACACAGCCAGCUUGCCAGACUGCCUCCUCAUGGAAAUGCAGAGCGACGACCCCCUGAGACGCAACUGUGCCAUCUAUCGGCCCUGGUACUCUCCCUACAGCUACUUCGUGUGCAUGGACAAAAGCGCCCCGGUGGAUUCCUUCAGCUUACCCGGCAUUCUUGGAGUCAGCGGCGGAGACAUCCCAGUGGAGGCUGGUCAAGCUGAAGAGGCUUCCAACAGCGCCUCUUCCUCCUCCGGCUCCCUAGAGAAAGCUCGCCCCCAGGAGAGCAGCAGCAGGAAGGGUAGGCCCACGCCCGAGGCCAAGGACAGCAUCACGUCCCAGGACAUCCUCCUGGCCUCCAGGUGGCACCCCCUGCAGCAGAACGGUUACAAAUGCAUGGCCUGCUGCCGCAUGUUCCCCACUCUGCACUCCCUCAAGACCCACAUCAAGUGCGGGCUGAAGGAAGGCUUCAGCUGCAAGGUCUACUACCAAAAGCUCAAAGCUCUCUGGGAGAAGGAACACAAGUGUCAGGUCAACAAAUGCCCGGCGGGGGGUGGCUGCCACAGCCCCAGGAAGCUCAAAUAG